Messenger RNA from Panthera uncia (snow leopard), 1025 nucleotides. It is a transcript of the gene ZFAND2A, whose product is annotated as zinc finger AN1-type containing 2A. Gene Ontology annotation, biological process: protein targeting to ER; proteasome-mediated ubiquitin-dependent protein catabolic process. Lineage: Eukaryota; Metazoa; Chordata; Mammalia; Carnivora; Felidae. The transcript has 4 exons. The record is from RefSeq and is a predicted model, not a curated record. Gene Ontology annotation, cellular component: endoplasmic reticulum; cytoplasm.
GAGGAGUGGGCGGGCCGACGGGGCCCGGGCGGCGGGGGCGGGAGGGGCCGGCCGCUGACGUCAUCGGGGCGCGCCGGGCGCUCUCCGAAGCCGCGGCGGCGGAUGAAUGGCGGGGCCGGGGGCGCUGGCGCCGCGAGACGCCUCGCUCUCCCGCGGGCCGGUCGGCUCCCUGCCGCGCCCCGGAGCCCCUUUUCCUCAGCCUCCCCUUUGGUCUCGUCCCCCGCGGCUGACUGUCGGAAGGGGGGAGCCGGCUUCCCGUCUGCGCCGCCUUCCGGUCGCCUUCGCGGCCGCCCGGGUCCCGAUCGAGAGCCAGAUUUUCUUCCGUUACAAUGCGAUGCGUGUAAACAAGAUUUCCAUAAAGACCAUUUUACUUGUGCUGCACAUAAAUGUCCAUAUACAUUCGAGAAGGACGUUCGGGUCCCGGUGUGCCCACUUUGUAACAAACCAGUACCGGUAAAAAAGGGAGAGAUCCCAGAUGUGGUGGUUGGUGAGCACAUUGAUUGAGAGUGUAGCUGCCAUCCUCGGAAGAAAGAGAAGAUUUUUAUACGCCGGCGCUCAAAAGAGGGGUGCAAGAAGGAGAUGCUGCAGGUGAUUUGUGACCAGUGCCACGGCAGUUUCCGUAUUCAGCGUAGACACCCUCUGGAUCACAGCUGCCCACGCGGGAACCUUGCCGUCAGUGUAGCCGGGUGAGCAGAGCGGCUGAGCUGGGACGUGCUGGCCCGCGUACACGGACCCGGAACCCUCACGGUGGGGAUAGGGUACCUUUGAGCGUUGCACUGAACUAAGUUGUUGACGUGAAAUAUUUGUUGUAGAGACUUGGAUAAAUAUAAUCUAAAUUAAAGUUGGAUUCUAGUUGUGUUGUUUUCUUGUGGCCGCCAGAGCAAAGUACCACGGCCUGGGCUGCUUACGCCACAGAAGUUCAUCGUCUCCCUGCUCUGGAGGCUGGAGUCCAAGAUGGGGGUGUGGCGGGUUCCUCCCCGAGGUUCUGGGGAGAUGCCACUCCGGGCCGCUCCCCCCACUGUGGG